Molecule: messenger RNA, 2468 nt
Organism: Ornithorhynchus anatinus (platypus)
Lineage: Eukaryota; Metazoa; Chordata; Mammalia; Monotremata; Ornithorhynchidae
Gene: QTRT2
Product: queuine tRNA-ribosyltransferase accessory subunit 2
Exons: 8
Coding region: 276-1448 (390 amino acids)
Molecular function (GO): tRNA-guanosine(34) queuine transglycosylase activity
Source: RefSeq, a predicted model, not a curated record
UCAGGGAUGAUGGAUGGUCCAUCACUAACUUCGAGGGUGGUUGUCCAGGAGGGUGACCGCAAGGUUCCCCCAAACGUCCCACUGCCCCUCCUGGAGACAGAAUCUGGGCUGAUGGACCGUGAGCCUGUCCUGGGACUCUGCCACUCAGCAGCUGACAUUUGUAAGAUACAUUCUUUUCUUGGUUUUGAGUUUUCUCUCAAGCCGUUUGAAUUUCCUGGCCAGAUUUAGGAACUUGCUGGGGGGCAACAGCCGGACAGCCGGGCAGCCGGGCCGGGAUGAAGUUGAGCCUCUCCAAGGUGGUUAAUGGUUGUCGCCUGGGCGUCCUGACCAGCCUGGGCAAGAAGGGAGACCAGAUGAUGGAGUUUCCCAGCUGUCUGCUCUACACCAAGACAGGGUCUGCCCCUCACCUGACGCACGACACGCUGCAGGCCGUCCAUGGUGUCCCGGCUGUGGUCCAGCUCACUCUACCCACGCUGGCAGAGUACAGCGAGAUCUUGGAGGAGUAUAAGGAAGGGAUCGGGAACUUCAUAGGUAUGCCGGAGGCGGUGCACUACUGCUCUCUCCACGAUCCCGCCCACCCCUGCCCUGCUGGGUACAUCAGCAACAAGACCGUGUCAGUGUGGGGUGUCGGCGGGCGCUUGGAGAUGACGCCCACCAGAUUCAUGGCUAUCCAGCGGGCCCUGCAGCCAGACUGGUUCCAGUGCCUCUCGGAUGGGGAGGCUCUGCAGGGGGACGUGUCCUCAGAAAAGAGAGCCCGGAAGUCGGUGGACCGCUCCCUGGCCUUCCUGGAUGAAUGCUUGCAGCUCUGGGAAAAAUCAGCGGUCCUCAGGCAGAGCGUGCCGAUCGGCGUGAUCGAAGGCGGGGACGUGCUGGAGGAGCGGCUGCGCUCGGCCCGCGAGACGGCCAAGCGUCCCGUCGGCGGCUUCCUCCUGGACGGGUUCCAGGGCUCGGCCAUGACCCCGGAGACGAGGCGGCAGCUGGUCCGCUCCGUCACCGCCCAGCUGCCGGACGACAAGCCCAGGCUCAUCUGCGGGGUCGGCCGUCCGGAUGAAGUGCUGGAGUGUGUGGAGGCUGGGGUGGACUUGUUUGAGAGCUUUUUCCCCUACCAGGUAACGGAGCGCGGCUGUGCCUUGUCCUUCUGCUUCCAGUGCCGGCCGGACCCUGAGGAGGCAGGGGUAAGUUCCAAUGGGGUUCAGGCCGAGGGAAAGGAGCGGGACCAGUCAGAGAAGGGGAACAGCUCUGCCCGUCACGAGGACAUCACGUCGUUUGAGAUUCACCUGAAGGAUAAGAGAGAGGACCGGGCGAUCGCUGGAGGCCUUGGAGGAGUGGGGCGAUGGAGUCUGACUGCCGCUGUGGAACCAUAUCCUCCAGAAGAGCAGAGUGAAACCUGGGCUCCUGUGUCCGUUCGGUCAUCGAUUCAGCUCCUUCAUUCAUCGAGACCUGUCUGACUUUUUGUCCAUUCAAUUGAUUGAUUGAUCCAUGUGUGCGGGGCACUGUACUGAGCACUUGGGAGAGUCUAAUACCCCAGAGCAGCAGGCACGAUCUCUGCUUCCGUAGGUGUGGUUCCUCCAGCUGUGGCUGCUGAAUCUGUGCCUGCCUUUCGCCCUCAAAAGAGUGGGAGCUGCCCGAUGGCAGGGAACCACGGGUACCUUGCUCUGAUGUGCUCCGCUGCGCUCUCCCCAGUGCCGGCACAGGGGGUGGCGCCCAGCACGCGGUGGAGGCAAAGCAUGGACGGAGGGGGACCUGGCUCCUUUCCAGAUACCCCCAUUUGAGGUGAGAGGUGGAGUGAUGAGGGCCGUCCGGUCAGCUGGCCCCUCUGGCCCCUAAGGCUGUCUUUGGGAAUGUCCCUUGGGGGGCGGGGCUCAGGCCGGAGGCUGCCCGGGGAAGGAGCUGGACCCCUGGGGAGCCCAAAGACAGUGACACACCAGGAACCCAGAGGAGAGGUUUUUUCUUUUUUUUUUUUAAUUAUUCCUUCAUAUUCAAACUUCACAAACAGUGUGAACUUGUACAAUACCUCGGAAAGUGAAACUUACAAAAAAAGUGCUGGUAACAUUUAAAAAAAAAACAACAAAAAACCCAAAAAACAAACAUCAUUCUUAGCAACAUCAAUUACUCUUCCACACAAAACAGAAACCUUGUAAAAUUUAUUUCCGUAUUUUUAAGGCGUAAUACUUCCGUAUAAAGUAUAUGCAAGAGAUAAAACUUCACAGUAUUCCAAAAUGUCACAAUAAUAAUAAUAAUAAUAUAGUAUAAUGAAGCGCUACAGUUAAUUUUCUUUUUUUUUAUUUUUUUCCUGUUUAAAUAACAAAUACAAGUCACAGGUAAAUAUACGUGAGAAAAAUACGAGGCUAAUAUUAAAUGGCAGGUAAGGAUACUGUCACUGUAAGAAAAAACUGGCAGGAUGUGUGUAUUUAUUCUAUAUUUUAAAGCACUUGAUAGAAAAGGCGUAUGCAAGGUUUUUAAAACAA